UCACCUCUCCUGAAGACACAUCUCUCUCAGACAUUGAUCAUGUCAUCCGAAGACAAACCGACCGGCGCUUCGUCGACGCCCGCCGCCAACCAUCCCAUCGGAUCCCACGGCACGGGUCCGGCCAUCACCGGCAACAAACCCGUUGUGAAUCCGUUGUCGAAGCCGAAGAUCACUCAAGCGCUGAACGGCACUGGAAAUGCACUCAAGACAAGCGCCCAUCAGAACAGCGCCAAUGGCGGCCAAAACGGCAACGGAUCCAAUGGGUAUCGGGUGCUGAAGCCCGACGGCUACGUUGGCAUCGACUCACUUCCCGAGCAGUUUGUGUCGCGUAUAGUGAGGGACGGCUUCGGCUUUAAUAUCAUGUGUUUGGGUCAGACAGGGGUUGGAAAGUCUACGCUCUUGGACUCGCUCUUUAACAUGAAGUUCCCGGAUGUGAGCACUCGUAGCCAUAACCUGUCGGCAGUGGACGUGACCGCACACAACUACGACCUCCAGGAGCGCAAUAUUAAACUAAAACUCGGACUCAUCGAAAGUAAGGGCUUCGGCGACCAAAUUAAUAAAGCCGAUUCAUAUAAGUCGGUCGUGGAGUACAUCGACCAGCAGUUCGAGCGCUACCUCCAGGAGGAGCUCAAAAUACACCGAAACCAGUCGCCGGUGAACGACACCCGCGUUCACGUCUGUCUAUACCUCAUCUCACCGGUGGGUCACGGCUUGCGGGCCAUCGAUUUGGUGACGAUGCGCGAGUUGGCCGCCAAAUGUAAUUUAGUUCCCGUAAUCGCCAAAUCCGAUACCAUUACGAAAGCCGAGUUGGAUAAGCUUCGCGUGAAGAUCAUGUCCGAGAUUGUGACCAAUGGGAUCAAUAUAUACCACUUUCCCACCGACGACAACGACGUGGCCGACCUCAACGGCAAGAACAACGCUCUGUUGCCGUUUGCACUCGUGGCCAGCCAUGAGUUCGUACGGGUGGGCAGUAAACAGAUGCGCGCCCGACAGUACCCGUGGGGCACAGUUCAGGUGGAGAACGAGAACCACUGCGACUUCGUUCGGCUCCGGGACAUGAUUUUGCGUAUAAAUAUGGAGGACUUGCGAGAGACGACACACUCACGUCACUACGAACUCUACCGACGGGUACGGCUCGAGCAGAUGGGCUUCGGGACAGUGGCCGGCGGCGACUCUACCAAAAACGCCAGCUUUCAGGAGACGUACGAACAGAGACGGGCCGCACAUCUCACCGAACUUCAGCGCAAAGAGGAGGAGAUGAGACAGGGAUUUGUGCUCAGGGUUAAGGAGAAGGAGGCGGAGCUGAAGGAGGCCGAGAAGGAGCUCCACCUGAGGUUCGAUCGGCUGAAGAAACAGUCCACUGAAGACAAGCGUCGACUAGAGCUCGACAAACAGAAACUGGACGACGAUAUACAGGCGCUGAACGCCCGCAAGCAGACUGUGUUGGGCGGCUCCGGCAGUGGCACUAACCUUACGCUUCAACAGUCACUGCUCGGCAAGAAGAACAAGAAAUAGUGACGUCUAGUGGUCGUACCCGCGCUGAUGGUGUCUCACUAUUCUUCGAGAUAUCAACUGAUUAUCUUCUAAUGGUUUCCUAUCUAUUCCUACAGUAUUUACAAUACCUGAGCUCUCAAUGAGUUUUAGUUUUAGUUAAACUUAAAACUGAUUGUCAGUUAAGUUAAUAAAUGAAUGCUUUAAUUAUCAAAAUAUACGAAAU
Messenger RNA from Medioppia subpectinata, 1717 nucleotides. NCBI's taxonomy places the organism in Eukaryota, Metazoa, Arthropoda, Arachnida, Sarcoptiformes, Oppiidae. The record is from the annotation of a GenBank genome assembly.